Actinia tenebrosa (Australian red waratah sea anemone) is the source of this 1297-nucleotide messenger RNA. RefSeq lists its product as uncharacterized. The record is from RefSeq and is a predicted model, not a curated record. Lineage: Eukaryota; Metazoa; Cnidaria; Anthozoa; Actiniaria; Actiniidae.
GUUGCACUGGUUCCUGGUAGAGACAUAAGUACUUGUGCAGAUUUGAAGCCWUUUUCUGCAGAAUUACACGCCUUAAUCUUACAAUUUACCUCAUUAUUACACAGUUUGUGCCGUCAAAAUGAAAUUUCACUGGACAAGAAACAUGGCUGGUCAGUCGCUCAGCGAUGAUGACAUGCGAGUUAUCCCACACCCCUUGUUGGAGCUUAACGUUCAUGUUACGACUAAGACAGUACAGGCCUGUGCAUUACUUGGCAUGGUUCUUAUAGGACCUGCAGUACGUCUGAUCAGGGGACCAAGAACCAUGGGGGCUUUUACAGACACGGCAAUCAAGGCCGGGAAGAUUGGGGCACUGAUUGGCUUACCCCUUGGUCAUGCUAUGACCUUCGCAAUGCUCAAAAAGGCAAAGGUUGAUGAUGAUGGUCUAUAUGAUAGAUGUUAUCGACUACGAUACAAUAGAAACCAGGUCCGCAUUGAUAGGCUUUCUUAUUUGGGUGCUGUUGGAGGGGCUGCAGGGGCACUUUAUAUGGGAAGUGCUCUUUCAUCAGGAGCUGUGGUGGGCCUCGUAGGAGGCACAUUAUUGGGUAYGAUCUACAACAGCACCAUUGGUGAAAGACAUGCUUAGUUCAUAAACUUUUCAAGCAGCAUAAAUCCUCUACUAUGAUUGGUUGAACUACUAGUGGUCUAACCCAAACAAUGUGAAAAAAUAAAUCAUUUCAAGCUAAUUUCAAAAUUGUUUUUAUCCAUUAUUGGACAGGUUUGUAGGUUUAUGCUAAAACAAUUAGACCUUUUGCCUUUGUGGUAUAUGAGUCAAUAGCCCAUUUUGGCCUCAUUGGCUAUUGUCUCAUAGACCAUAAAAGCUGUGUUCCUAUUGUUAAUUAAACAAGUUGACUCUGUACUAUUUUUUAAGAGACAUUGCGGUACAAAUGUUUCUGUCCAAAAUCGAACCUUCUUCUUCACUGAAGAUAGGUCUGAGAUUGGAUCGAAAUAUCUGUGUGAUGUAUCUUAAUAAAUGAGCCAGAGGCAACUAGCCUAAUGAAGAAUAGUCUGCUGAUAAGUAGAUAAAGAAUAUAAUGAUAAACUAUUUGAUUGUAAAAUGGCUCCAGAUUAUCUUUAAGUAAACCUUACUGCAAGAGUGUUUUCAUAUAAAAAUGAAUAUUUCCAUCGAUCUAAGGGACUUUAGAAUYGAAAUUAAAAAUAUUCCUAAUCAUUUACUAUUUGUUAUUCUAUUGUAUGCCAUUCUUGCAAUUAGGUUUAUGUAUGUUGAACAAAUUGAUUAAUAAACGUUUUUUAAAACAUU